UGUUUUGAUUUCGUUAAUUUUAUCAUGUCAACAAAUUUUUCACUUUAAUAUUUUUUUCCUUCAAAUUUUAUAUUUCAUGUUGAUAUUUAUAUAUGACAUUAGUAAUUUUACAGUUUUAAAAUUGUAUUUCAAUAUUCUGCAUAAUUUUCUCACGCUAAAAUAUGUACGACUAAAAGCUAUAUUAAAAAUACAAUUCACAGCUAGCGGUAGCAACACUAUGACUUAUUCAACAAAAUUGCAACCACACUAAGUUUUUUCGCAGGUUUUCUUUCCGUUUUGUUAAUAAUUAAAUAAUAACUUGUAGGUAGGAGGAGAGUUUUUAAAAUUAGAUGCGGGUGUUUUUCUGCACCAUUUGAAGAGGAGCUAGAGAAGGGUACACAACAUGGCGACAAAAUACAUAGUGUUUCUUUACCUACUUAAAAGCGUGAGCACAGAUAUUUUAAGAUUAGAAUGUAAACAAGAAGCAAAAUUUAAUGAUAUCACAACAAACAAAAAACUUGUUCCUGUCGGUCAGCCGCUUGAUCGUGUCAUUGUAAAGGGAAAGAGCGCAUGUGUAACACAUUGCAUGUUAAAGAAACACUGUUCUUCCAUUAACUACAAUCGUAAAACGUUGGAAUGCGAACUGCUGCGAGAGGUGACACAGGAUGUUGGAGUAAGCCUUAAUGAAAGUGACGGGUGGAGUCAUUUGCAGACAAGUGGUGACGAGCUUACGCUUGGUGAGAAUUGUGAGAUUAUGUCUCCCUGUGGCGGGCACAAAUGUCGCGAUACAUGCACACUGAAAGGCUACAGGUGUCUUUGUUCACCUGGUUUUGUUGGAGCAGAGUGCACAUCCUACCUAGGUCCUGGCGCCUAUUUCGAUUACCCAUCUUGGUCUAUUGAAUACUUGAGAAGUCAGCGUGAGUUCGGAUUGCAGGACGGUUUUUACUGGCUAGUCAAUUCAACUAAUGGGAAAACAGAAUAUCGCUAUGUUGAUGUUUCAAACACCAAAUUUGAUGGAACAUAUCAACAGCCUGCAGUAUCGUGUGCUCAACUAUUUGAUGAUUAUCCUUUGUUGCCAAAUGGUGAAUACUGGUUGAAUCUGAAUGGUACUCAAAAAAAAUUUUGCCAGCAUGCUGCUGUCAAUGGUGUUUGGAGUGCUUGGAUAAACAACAAUGAUUGUUCUGUUACUUGUGGAGAUGGACAAGAGACAAGAACACGUACUUGCAAUAACCCAGCUCCAUCUCAUGGAGGGAAUCAAUGUGUUGAUUCAAAGGGUGGUUAUGAGUUAAUAGAAUCUGGAGUUGUGGCAUGCACAAGGUCGUCUUGUCCACCUGCUGUGAAUGGUGUUUGGGGUGCUUGGGUAAACAACAAUGAUUGCUCUGUUACUUGCGGAAGUGGACAGGAGACAAGAACACGUACCUGCAAUAACCCAGCUCCAUCUCACGGAGGGAAUGAAUGUAUUGAUUCAAAUGGCGCUAAUGCUUUAACAGAGCAAGAAAAUAUUCCAUGCACACAAAGUCCUUGUCCAGCUGCUGUUGAUGGUGUUUGGAGUGCUUGGAUAAACAACAAUGAUUGUUCUGUUACUUGUGGAGAUGGACAAGAGACAAGAACACGUACUUGCAAUAACCCAGCUCCAUCUCAUGGAGGGAGUCAAUGUGUUGAUUUAAAUGGUGCUAAUGCUUUAACAGAGGAAGAAAAUAUUCCAUGCACACGAAGUCCUUGUCCAGUGCAUGGUGUUUGGGGUGCUUGGGUGAACAACAAUGAUUGUUCUGUUACUUGUGGAAGUGGACAGGAAACAAGAACACGUACCUGCAAUAACCCAGCUCCAUCUAAUGGAGGGAAUGAAUGUGUUGAUUUAAAUGGUGCUAAUGCUUUAACAGAGCAAGGAACUACCCCAUGCACACAAAGUUCGUGUCCAGCUGCUGUUGAUGGUGUUUGGAGUGCUUGGAUAAACAACAAUGAUUGUUCUGUUACUUGUGGAGAUGGACAAGAGACAAGAACACGUACUUGCAAUAACCCAGCUCCAUCUCAUGGAGGGAGUCAAUGUGUUGAUUUAAAUGGUGCUAAUGCUUUAACAGAGGAAGAAAAUAUUCCAUGCACACAAAGUCCUUGUCCAGUGCAUGGUGUUUGGGGUGCUUGGGUGAACAACAAUGAUUGUUCUGUUACUUGUGGAAGUGGACAGAAAACAAGAACACGUACCUGCAAUAACCCAGCUCCAUCUAAUGGAGGGAAUGAAUGUGUUGAUUUAAAUGGUGCUAAUGCUUUAACAGAGCAAGGAACUACCCCAUGCACACAAAGUUCGUGUCCAGCUGCUGUUGAUGGUGUUUGGAGUGCUUGGAUAAACAACAAUGAUUGUUCUGUUACUUGUGGAGAUGGACAAGAGACAAGAACACGUACUUGCAAUAACCCAGCUCCAUCUCAUGGAGGGAGUCAAUGUGUUGAUUUAAAUGGUGCUAAUGCUUUAACAGAGGAAGAAAAUAUUCCAUGCACACAAAGUUCGUGUCCAGUGAAUGGUGUUUGGAGUGCUUGGAUAAACAACAAUGAUUGUUCUGUUACUUGUGGAGAUGGACAAGAGACAAGAACACGUACUUGCAAUAACCCAGCUCCAUCUCAUGGAGGGAGUCAAUGUGUUGAUUUAAAUGGUGCUAAUGCUUUAACAGAGGAAGAAAAUAUUCCAUGCACACAAAGUUCGUGUCCAGUGAAUGGUGUUUGGAGUGCUUGGAUAAACAACAAUGAUUGUUCUGUUACUUGUGGAGAUGGACAAGAGACAAGAACACGUACUUGCAAUAACCCAGCUCCAUCUCAUGGAGGGAGUCAAUGUGUUGAUUUAAAUGGUGCUAAUGCUUUAACAGAGGAAGAAAAUAUUCCAUGCACACAAAGUUCGUGUCCAGUGAAUGGUGUUUGGAGUGCUUGGAUAAACAACAAUGAUUGUUCUGUUACUUGUGGAGAUGGACAGGAGACAAAAACACGUACUUGCAAUAAUCCAGCUCCAUCUCAUGGAGGGAGUCAAUGUGUUGAUUUAAAUGAUGCUAAUGCUUUAACAGAGCAAGGAACUACCCCAUGCACACAAAGUCCUUGUCCAGUGCAUGGAAACUGGAGUGCUUGGAUAAACAACAAUGAUUGUUCUGUUACUUGUGGAGAUGGACAAGAGACAAGAAGUCGUACCUGCAAUAACCCAGCUCCAUCUCAUGGAGGAAAUUUGUGUCUUGAUUCCAAAAAUAAUAGAGUAUGGACAGAGCAAGGGACUAUUCCAUGCACACAAAACCCUUGCCCAGUCAAUGGUGACUGGAGCUCAUGGAGUGGGUGGACAUCAUGUUCGCAAACGUGUGGAACAGGUAACAUGGUGCGGACACGAACAUGUACGAAUCCAACACCAGCCAACGGAGGAGACGAUUGUGCUGUGACGGGAGGAACAAACACGAUUGAAAGUGAAAAUCAAAAUUGUAACCAAUUUCUCUGUCCAGAUUACAAGUGCACAUUUGAGACAGCAGAUUUGGCUCCAACAGAUUGCGGUAUAACAUUUGAUAUUGUUGACACUCGCUGGUUUGUGUGGGCAAAUAGCACACAUUCCCCAGGUACUGGUCCAGCGGCUGACCACACUUAUGGGUUAUCUAAUCCGAUUGGUUACUACAUUUACUUCGAAAGCAGCACUGAAAAAUAUAAUAUAGAUCUAAAUAAUGAGAACGAUUUUGAGCAAACUUACAAUUGGAUUUCAAUAAAAGAUCAAGCCCCAUUUUCUGGUGAUAGGUGUUUUACUUUUUGGAUGCAAAUUUACCAGUCACAAUCGACCGUCCACGAUAUGGGAGUAUUCACUGUCAAGCAAAUUGAUCAAGUGACAAGUACAGAGCAUAUCUUGUAUCAUACUGAUGAAAAUCAAGCAAGUGAUAGUUGGAUACCGCGGAAAGCUCCGUUACACCCCACAGUCAACAACUACGAGAUUCAAUUCUAUGCCACAAAAGGCCACGGACGAAUAAACGAUAAAGGGGUUGAUGAUAUUAUGAUCUUCCCAACUGCCUGCAAUAAUAUUGAGCUAUCAAAUUAUUUCGAUUGAUUCGAAGCAUGCUAUUUUGUCAUGGUGAAGUAUAUGGAUCACUAUUAUUACGGAAUUUGAUGGUUUUUAAGAUGCAGAUGAUAAAUUUUACUGGUGUAUUGGAGUUUAGAAACUUCGAAAGGGAAAAUAGGGAGAAUACUUUAGAAUCAGACAGGGAUGUUACGUCUUUUCAAAUCUGCUCAAAUCUUCCGCAUUUUUUCUUCAUGAAAAAUCUAAAUGCCUAAUCCUAAUAGAUUCUUUACUCUUCGUGAGAAUCACCAAAGCUUCAAUGAAUCUUAAACCUCUUUUAUUUCAAGCCAAAUAAGUUUGUUAAAUAAUUCUACUUAUAACGAAAUUUCGACGGUAAUGACGGAGGCUUGUGUAAACAGCAUACGCGACAGGUCCUGUCAUAAUUAUGUUUGAUUGUCAUUAUCAUACAGAAAACGAUCACCGGUCAGGACGGGAUAAUCCACAACAGACUUCGUAUAAGAUUAUUGGUCACAAUCUGUUACAGUUAACCUAAAAGAGCUGACAGAGACUUUUCAUUAUGAUUUGAAAAUUGUUGCCUUAUUGGUAAAAAAUCCGUCAGUUAUUAAUUCCAUCAGUGAAAAUUCAAUAUUUUCAGCCCACGAACUAUUUCGGCCAGGUGUGUUUGUAGAGAACGAUUUUUUUUUCUUUCUUUUGCGUUCUCAAUUGCUUUUAUUAUUUACCGUCAUUAAAGACGGCUUCUCAGUAUAAGAUUUAAUAAGUCCUAAAAGUAAGGUCUUUCUUUAGACGUUUUUUAUGCAAAAAAAAAAAUACAUCAACAUUUUUAUAUUUAACAGAAAAUCCUUCUUUGGGGAAAAUAUUCGUCGGCUAUUAAUUUUUUUGAUAAAUAAAAAUUCGUCGGUUAAAACAUUCUUUACCAAUCAAAAAAUUCGUCAUUUUUAACUAACAGAUUUAUACCAAUAAGGUAAAAAGGAAAAGCAGGUAUAAAGGUCUAAAAAGUUCUAAAACGUUAGAGUGACAACCCUGAAAAGAUUCUCAUACCAAAUAAUUAAAAGAAAGUUUUUAUAUUCAAACAUAUGUUUAUUGACAUUUAAUUUCACUUUUUAUAAUUUAGUAGUGUAAGGCUGUUUAUAUAGCGUGCGUCUUUAUUACCGCCUUCCAUUGUGGCGUUCUCGGUCGCAAGUCUCAGCGUUUACUGCCUGGUCAUGCGUAUUAGAUUUUUUUUGCCGCAACGCCUGCAUUUUGACAGUUUGAAAGUUAAGACAAGUCAACUUCUAAGCGUUUACAGACCAGCAUCUUAACACCAAGAAGAUAAGAAAAUUGAGCAUUGAAGGCAGACGUUUAAACGCGGAGGAUUGCGACCAGGAACAUUUUAAUGGACGCUAAGGCUGAUUUUGACUUCAAGAAAAUAUUUUAUUAUCACGGUAUAACGCACUGCACAUUAAAAUUUUACCACUUGAUAUUUUGAAAGUAAUUUUCCGAUAUGUUCACCUGUAUGUGUUGA
This is a messenger RNA of Hydractinia symbiolongicarpus, 5501 nucleotides long. RefSeq names its product SCO-spondin-like. Lineage: Eukaryota; Metazoa; Cnidaria; Hydrozoa; Anthoathecata; Hydractiniidae. The transcript has 20 exons. The coding region runs from base 383 to 4030 and encodes 1215 amino acids. The record is from RefSeq and is a predicted model, not a curated record. Gene Ontology annotation, cellular component: membrane.